CAGGCAUUUAUUUAGCUAAUUGCUGUUUGUGGUGCAUAAGCUGUGUGAGCCACAGGCACUUCAGCUAAAGCACAACACAGAAACACCUUCCACCUUGGCACAGAUGGCACCGUCAGCCAGGACGCAUCUUUGCCAGUAAAUGAAGUAUAAAAUCAUCCCAGAAUGGUUUGAGUUGGAAACGACCUUGAACACAUUUCAUUCCGAUGCCCCUGUGCCGUGGGCAGGGACACUUUCCACUAUCCCAGGUUGCUCCAAGCCCCAUCCAGCCUUGCUUGGAACACUUCCAGGGAUGGGCCAGGCACAGGCUUCUCUGUGCCAAUGCCUCACCACCCUCACAAGUAAGAAUUUCUUCCCAAUAUCUAGUCUAAACCUGCCCUCUGUCAGUUUGAGGCCAUUCCCCCUUGUCCUGUCACUCCAGACCCCUGUAAACAGCUAAGAUUAAGCCAGCAGAGUUUAGCUGUGCCUAAACACCCCCACGGCAAACUGUCACCUGUUUAGAGGUGCUUUGCGUGUGUGUCAUCCUCUUGCUGUACCUUGCAGAAAAUCCAAGUAGACCUUAUGGUCUGAGAUGAUUCAAACUAAACCCAAAGACAGGGAAAGCAGCACAUCACAGAAAACACUGUCAGGUUGAGAUUGUCAAUCCACUGGUGAAGGUAGAAGCACAAGGAGAACGCUGUCAUUCCUCCGGGAAGCUGUCGUGAGGUGGCACUCGGUGGAUGGUGUUGUUCUGCCUGCUGCAUUCCAGCUCGUGUGGGGGCAGAGGGUUAAUUUGAAUCACCAAUGUGAUUAUGUAGCUGCAGGAACUGGCUGAGAAGAUGGGCCUCAAACCUCAACAGCCUGGCAGAUUACAAAGAGAGAAAAAUAGGCAUCUCCAGAGAGGCAGAAGAAUGGAAAGAAAUUGCUUACAGGAGUACAAAGGCAGCUAAUUAGAAUGAAACAAGAUAAUAAGAUAGGGAGAAAUUUUGGCAGAGUGUAUCAGAGAAUUGUUCCUGUCAGUGAAUCUAUUAAGCAGAGGUAGAACCUCUCAAGGGCAGGUAGAGGGAGACCAGUUGGAACACAUAUAAGUAGAGGAUACAAAACAUUAGACACCAGACAAGUAUAAAGGAAAAUUCCUCUGGAACUACAUCUAGUCUGACAGUUCUUUAUAAGCUAAGCUUUAAUUAAGAGAUAAGAGUCACAGCCAUGAUUGUACUCCCUUCACAUCUGCUUUUCCUUUGGUUCUUAAUGUUAUUAUUGUUGCUUUCCUACACAGCACCCAAGCUUUGGAAACAUGGCUAAAGUUUUGCAUGAGACUGAAACCACUCCGGACAGUACCCCACCCAGAGAAGAACAGGACGACAAUGCCAGCAUGAAGCAGUACCUGAGAAACAAAAACCUUGUUCUGGAUUUCCUGCGCUCUGACCUGAACCCACACCAUCUCCAGUACCACUGGAACAAAGUUCAUCUUCUGAAGAAGUGUUACUUUUACUUGAAGUUUGAGCCCAGACACGUGUGCGUCAGAGACCAGAACAAUAUGAUGAUUUUUGCUGACAUCUUGCAAAUAGCAAACCCCUGCCAACUCCAGAAGAUCAAGAAGGUGGGGAAAAAACAGACUGAAAUCCAGCUGGCACUUUUAACUGAGCUGUUGGAGCAGCUGGAACGAGGUCGGGAGGAGCUGAGCCGUUACGUACAGAUCUGUGACGUAGAAGCUUUCCUCUCCCAGUGGGACUUGAAUAUAAAGAGAGUGCUCAAGCUCUCCAUGUUUUUCAAUAAGCUCAUUUCCUUGGAAGAGCCAAGGAAGCUGCAUGUCAAGCACAGUUUGGUGUCACAGAUACAUCUCGGAGGUGCUCUACACCCUCCCAUUACUUUUUCUCUCUACACCAAGAAGCCGCCGAUUUUUGAUCGGAUAGAGUCGUUCGCGUGCCAGACCUGGGCCCAGCUCAAGUGGUUCACUGAAAGUCAGGAGUCACACCUGGAACGGUGGCAGCUGGAGAUCAAGCUGGUGACAGACGACAGUCAGACAGAACCAGGAUACGGCCGGACCCAGGAAGUCAUCUCCAACCCGUGUGUCAUCAACCACCUGCUGCCCGGCAGGUUGUACGAGUUCAAAGUGAGGAGAUCCGACACUCACACGCUCGUCUACUCGCAGUGGCACGACUGCAUUAUAUUGAAGACAAAAACUCACCCUGCUGAAGACGCCAAGGAAGCCCCCAACCGCAGCCUGAUGAGGCGGCUCACAAGACCGACUCCCUCAGUUUAAUGGUUUAAUGAAAAAGAUGAGUAAGAGUAAUUAAAAAUAAAUUGUUUAAACAGUUUGCUUUAAAUCAAACUCGUUGUGUUUUCAACAGCGAUUGUACAGGUGCCUUCCCAAAAUCUCUCCAGGUUAGCAGUAACCCAUUAGAAAUUUCUCACAAAAAACAUCUUUAGGCAGCAUUUGGGACUCAACAGUUUUGUCCCACUGCCAGAGGCAGUGGUGGGAGCAGC
Molecule: messenger RNA, 2463 nt
Organism: Passer montanus (Eurasian tree sparrow)
Lineage: Eukaryota; Metazoa; Chordata; Aves; Passeriformes; Passeridae
Gene: FNDC11
Product: fibronectin type III domain containing 11
Exons: 1
Coding region: 1271-2239 (322 amino acids)
Source: RefSeq, a predicted model, not a curated record